AUGAAGGAUAAAGGUAAAGUGUUUAUCGGUUACAAUAAACCUGCGGAGAUGAGUCUGAAAGUUGCUAUCAAUGUUAGAUCAAAAUUCUAUUCACCACAUCAAUCAUUAAGUCAACCGUUAGAACAACUGUUAAGUCAACUGGAACAUAUAACAUUUACAUCAACCGUUAGAUCAACCGUUAAAUUAACUGUUAGAUCAACUGUUAUAUCAACC
Messenger RNA from Dentiscutata erythropus, 213 nucleotides. NCBI's taxonomy places the organism in Eukaryota, Fungi, Glomeromycota, Glomeromycetes, Diversisporales, Gigasporaceae. The record is from the annotation of a GenBank genome assembly.